Molecule: messenger RNA, 876 nt
Organism: Knipowitschia caucasica
Lineage: Eukaryota; Metazoa; Chordata; Actinopteri; Gobiiformes; Gobiidae
Source: the annotation of a GenBank genome assembly
AUGUGCAAGCUGGGCCGACUUGACGUCACUGUCAAUAGUGGUAAACGUGGAAGAUACUCUACAAAUGGCGACCCUCCAAACAAGGACAUCAAAAAGCCAAGGAAAGGAGAAAUAAAUUUCCUGCCUCAGUAUCCAGAGGGGUUGGAUGACCACAACCUGGAAGCAGCUCGCCAGGUUCUAGUCAAUGAAAUGAUGAAAGCGAAGCCAAAUGGGUCCCUUAUUAAGAAAGAAAUGGAUAGGACCUUUGCUCUUCGGAGAAAAGAAGUUGUGACAGACAAGCCUGCAAUUACCCAGAUUGUACAGCGAUGGCCAGCACUUUUCUCUGAGAGCCAGGUGUGUUGCGAGUUCACCCGUGUGGUGGGGAAAAAUCUCAAAGAAAACUUCUUUGAGGCACUUGACCGUUUCUCGCCAAACUUGAUGGACCUCUUCAGGAAGAAGGGCCUCAGUGGACAGGUUUUAACUGACCUUUUACGUCAGACAAAGACCACUGAGCCAACAGACAUCAGGUGCCUUUGUCUUCGGGGACUGCCAGUCGUCUUGGGGGAUGACCCCUCUGCGUUCUUCAAAACCUGCUCGGAUGCAACUGACAAGGACUUGUACAGUGAAACUUCAGUGGGAAUCCUCUGCAUUGACGAACAUCCUCAACUCAACCCAUCCAGAGUGAGCAUCGUCUUGGAAGGGAGUGUGGUAAUGGAGGAGCUGGCCAACCUGCCACAGGCUUUCUGUGUCCUUUUUGGACUAAUUUAUGCCUUGCACUUGGACUACCCCAAGUGCAUGAAAAGCACCUUCCACUUUAUUCAACAGGUCAUGCUAAACCUGGGCAGAGUUGAGCUGAAACCCAAAAUUCUAUCUUUGAAGAAUCAGCUAUCUGUAUAA